Messenger RNA from Racocetra persica, 564 nucleotides. The record is from the annotation of a GenBank genome assembly. Lineage: Eukaryota; Fungi; Glomeromycota; Glomeromycetes; Diversisporales; Gigasporaceae.
AUGCCCGCUUACAUUGAUGAAAAUGGCUAUGAAUAUCCAAAUUGUGGCCAAACUUGCGGAAAUGUCAUUAUUAAAAAUUCUAUAAUUUCCAAAUUAGAUAAAUGUAUCCCAUCUAUAGAAGUCCUUCGUGAAAAGGAUUUAAAUUAUAAAGAAAUUCAAAAAGAAUUUCUUAAAUCGAUGAUUCACAUUAAAAUUAUAGCUAUCGUUCGUAUUGAAUCAUCACAGGAAAAGCGUAAAAUCGCAAAAUCUGUUGAACAAAAUCCUAAAAGAGCCAAACGUAGAUUGUAUUAUGGAACUCGUGCAAGUUGUGAUCCAAGAAAGAUUUUGAAAAAUAAGAAGGCUUGUUCAGAUUCGAAAUGUGGAAUGUGUAGCAUUAUUAAAUAUGGAACAAAAGCUAAACUUUUACGCCGCGGAGAAAUGAAGUUUGCUAGCUUAUCAUCAAUUGCUGCAACUAAUGCAUACAAUCAAAAAAUUCCACGCGAACGUCCGAGUACUAUAUUUAUCAUUGAUGUUUUAACGACUAACGAUACAUCUUCCGAUGUUAUAGUUGUUGAACGGGACGCG